CUGGGUUCUCUCUGUGGCGUCACAAAGGCUCUGCCAUGCCUCUGGCCUUGGCCCUUCUGCUGCUCUUGGGCCUGAGCGCCCGCAGAAGCUGGGGCUGCCUGCAGUGUGACCACUCGGUGCAGGAGGCCCUGAGCCAGCUGCGCGUCGCCCUCAUCCCCGACCGCUUCCAUCAAGAGCAGCUGCAGGCCCGCGCUCAUGCCCUGCUGCUGGGCAUGGAGGGGCCUUUCUUUCGGGACUAUGCGCUGAACGUCUUUGUGGGGAGAGUGGGGUUAGAGCACCUGGACCUUGUGGCAUCUUUUGUCAAGAAUCAAACAAACAACUUAAUGAUUAAUUCUCUGAAAGAUGGUCCUCUGCUGGAUGAACUGGUGACUCUUAGGGAGAGAGUAAUCAAGGAACUCAAGAAAGUUUUAAGAUCGUAUGAAUUAAAAGCCUGUGAUCCCAAAAUUUGCCACUUGCUGAAAGAAGAAGUCUUGGAUUGUUUACAUUGCCAGAGGAUCAGUCCCAAAUGCAUCAAACAAAAGUACUGUUUUGUCGACAGGCAGCCCCGCAUGGACCUGCAGUACCAGAAGGACAGCAGCUCUCCGCGAAAUCCGGCCCUGCUGGGCAGCAUCAUUUCCGUGUCUUUGGCUGUCUUGGCCUUCGGGAUCAUCGUGGCUUCGGCUAUUACAUACAGGCGAAACCGAAAACUCCUGCUUCAGUAGGGCACUGGUUUUGAGGUUUGUAAGGGGAAAGGAAAAGAAGUUUAAUAAAGUCUGUGACAAAUU
This is a messenger RNA of Hippopotamus amphibius kiboko, 764 nucleotides long. It is a transcript of the gene IZUMO2, whose product is annotated as IZUMO family member 2. NCBI's taxonomy places the organism in Eukaryota, Metazoa, Chordata, Mammalia, Artiodactyla, Hippopotamidae. The record is from RefSeq and is a predicted model, not a curated record. The transcript is spliced from 7 exons. The coding region runs from base 36 to 701 and encodes 221 amino acids.